Molecule: messenger RNA, 1650 nt
Organism: Dermacentor andersoni
Lineage: Eukaryota; Metazoa; Arthropoda; Arachnida; Ixodida; Ixodidae
Product: G1/S-specific cyclin-D2-like
Source: RefSeq, a predicted model, not a curated record
ACUGGCGAUGUGCGUACAAAAAAAAUAAAAAAGGAGUCCACAUCUUUGGGAGCAUUCUGUCAUCUGCCGACGGUCCUCCACUUUAUCGCGCUCCCCCUACACCCUGUUUUCUUUCUCUCACUUUUACCUUCCUCCUGGUUUUCAACCUAAACCUCCUCGCAGUCGUCUUCCUCACCCCAGAGAAGAAAGGCGAGGGAGACCUCCUCGCCGAAAAGUAUUGCCCCUCUCGCCUUCUCCCCACCCUCUCGGAGUUCUCACCGCUACGGCCGCUACCCCACGCUACUCGCUCUUCGAAACUCAGACGACUGCUUGCAGCCGUCGCGUUCGGUCGUGUGGGUGAGUUGGUGUACGAAGUUGCGGAUAAGAGCUCGCCCGCGUGGUCGUCGUUGUUUCUAAGUCUCUCCAUCUCGCCGCGCCCGUUGUCACUGGGACCCGAUCGGAUUAACCACCCAAGCUGGGUCCUACGGCGCCGCAACAACUGCUGCCCGCGAACCAGUCGCCGGCCAUGGAAGACGUGGUCGAUCUCAUGUGCAUGGAGGCGCCGCAACUGGGACACACGCCGAGAGCUUCGCACGAUUCGGCCAUCGUCGGUGACGCCGUUGUCAUGGCGAGGUUGCUGGGACUUCAAGAUCGCUACGCCGUCACGUGCGACUACUGCAGGCGCGUGCAGACGGAGGUUCAGACGCCGAUGAGGAAAACGCUGGCACUGUGGAUGUCCGAGGUGUGCGAGGAACAGGGCUGCGAGGACUCGGUGUUCCCGACGGCCAUGAACCUGCUGGACCGGUACCUGUCCGUGGUGUCGGUUCGCAAGUUGCACCUGCAGCUGCUGGGCUGCGUCUGCCUCCUGCUGGCCUCCAAGUUGCGUCAGACCCGCGCCCUGGCUGUAGACGCGCUCGUGUACUACACCGACUGCUCGGUCACCGCACAAGAGAUACAGGCCUGGGAACUGCAGGUGCUGAACCGGCUCAAUUGGGACGUCGCCUCGGUAGUGGCCAAUGAUUUCGUAGACCACCUGGUUGCCAUGCUGGGACUCGCCGACCGCGGCGACACCGUACGGAGGCACGCGAACACCUUCAUCUCCCUCUGCGCAACCGAGUACCACUUCGUUGGCUACAGCCCUGCACUGCUGGCCGCUUCGAGCGUAGCCGCAGCCGUUCAUGGACUCCGGACACCACUGCCCACCGCAGAAGCGCAGGACGAGCUCAUGUCGUCCCUCGAGAGAAUCACCAAUGUCCGGACGGUGGAGAUCCGGCGGUGCGUCCUCGAAAUAGAAACCCUGAUGGCGACCAGCGUGGCCGCCUUUCAGCAGCAGCAACAGCAAUCCUACUCGAAAAGUGGAGCAGUUACACCCUACCCGAGCUGCAAAAGCAGCACCCUAUUAACGCCCUGCAUCGCUGACACUCAGUCCAGUAAACCCAACACGCCGACUGAUGUUCAAGACAUCAACUUCUAGAUGAUCGUCUUUCCCAUGCGUCCAAUUUCCGUUUCGUGUACAUUUAUAUUUCCUGUGUCAUUCGCUUCGGAAACCUGUUACGUUUCGCGUUCGACAUUCCGUUUUUUACAUGUCCUCAUUCCAUGAACCAAAGAAGUUUAGAUAACUCCCUUUUGCUGGGAGUCACUGUUUAUCUUCUAUUCGACUUCGCUUUUAGA